This is a messenger RNA of Thalassophryne amazonica, 3500 nucleotides long. RefSeq names its product DNA cross-link repair 1C, PSO2 homolog (S. cerevisiae) (gene dclre1c). Gene Ontology annotation, molecular function: damaged DNA binding; 5'-3' DNA exonuclease activity. The transcript is spliced from 15 exons. Bases 114 to 2726 code for a protein of 870 amino acids. Gene Ontology annotation, biological process: interstrand cross-link repair; protection from non-homologous end joining at telomere; double-strand break repair via nonhomologous end joining. The record is from RefSeq and is a predicted model, not a curated record. Lineage: Eukaryota; Metazoa; Chordata; Actinopteri; Batrachoidiformes; Batrachoididae.
CAAGAAGAAGAGGAAGCAUCGGGACUAACACGAACACUAACGCUGUCAAAGAGAUGUUUUAUCUUCUUACAGCGGCUUACCUUUUAUUUUAAGAGAAGUUACCAAGCGUAACAAUGAGUUCAUUUGCGGGUAGAAUGAAGGAGUAUCCAACAAUCUCUCUGGACCGUUUCGACAAGGAGAACUUACAUGCCCGGGCAUAUUUCCUCUCCCACUGCCACAAAGAUCACAUGAAGGGACUGAAAGGACCGGUGCUGAAGAGAAAACUACAAACCAGUCGGGCGGUCCGGUUGUACUGUUCCUUUGUGACCAGAGAGCUCCUGCUCAGUAACCCCAAGUACGUUUUCUGGGAAGAAUACACAGUCCCGUUGGAGCUGGAGAGUCCCACGCUGAUCCCCCUGGUGGACGAAGCUUCCGGAGAGAAAGAAGACGUGCUGGUGACGCUGUUGGCUGCAGGUCACUGUCCCGGCUCGGUCAUGUUUCUCUUUGAGGGUUCCCAUGGAAAUGUGUUGUACACGGGAGACUUCCGUCUUGCCACGGGAGAUGCAGUGCGGAUUGAAGCUCUACACUCUGGCAGCAGAGUCAAAGACAUUCGGAGCGUGUACUUGGACUCCACCUUCUACGACCCGCGCUUCUAUCAGAUUCCAUCCCGGGAGGCGUGUCUGAGCGGGAUCUCAGACCUGGUCAGGAGCUGGAUCAGGCAGAGUUCUUACCACGUGGUCUGGCUCAACUGUAAAGCGGCAUACGGCUACGAGUAUCUGUUCACCAACCUGGGAGAAGAGUUCAACACUCAGAUCCACAUCAACAGUCUGAACAUGUUCAAGAAGAUGCCAGAGAUCCUGAGCUAUGUGACGACCGACCGCAGGACGCAGAUCCACGCGUGCCGCCACCCAAAGGACGAGGAGUACUUACAAGGGAAUCGGCUUCCCUGCGGCUGCACGGCGUCUGAUGGGAUGCCGCUUCAAAUCAUCAGCAUCAAACCGUCCACCAUGUGGUUUGGGGAAAGAACCAAGAAAACCAAAGUUAUAAUAAAAACAGGAACCAGUUCCUUCAGAGCCUGUUUCAGCUUCCACUCGUCCUACUCAGAGAUUAAGGACUUCCUGUCGUACCUCCAGCCGGCCAACAUCUUCCCCAGUGUCAUUCCUAUUGGUCAGACUCUGACUGAGGUCACCAAGAUGCUAAAGCAGAUGUGCAGGAACCAAUCAGAACAGGCCGUGCUGACGUACAGACCUCUGGGAGUCCUCAAACGCACCAGACCGGAGCGGCCGACGUGCGAUUCUGACAGUGACAAUGGGCUCUUUGAGGGUUUGGACCUGGUACCGGUCAGGAAGAAGACAAUGGUUCUGAACCCAGGUGCAGAAAAUCAAGUGAAACCUCAGAGUCCUCAAAGAACAGCACCCCCUGUGCCUGUGGAGGUGUCAUUAUCGCUGACUGCCACCGUCUCACAAUCCGUCACCCACAAUUAUGUGGACUGCACAGAGUCCAAUGAUGAAGCGGACACUGAUGAUGAGGAUCAGCAGCAGGAAGACAAGGAAGGAACAGGUGAUAGUGAGAGAACAAGAGAAGAAGGAACCAAAGAUUCUCUAAAUGUGCCGAAAUGGGAAGACUUCUUCACCACGGAGGUCCUGACAGACAGCCAGAACAGCCAAUCACUGUCCUGCAGGUCUCAUACAAGUACUUCUCCCUCUAGAUUGACAGGUUCCCAGACACCCGAACUGUUCAGCGACACGGAGACCAAUGAAGAAGAAACUUCCAACUGUGAAGAAAAAAUUAGUCUGAGCAUCUCUGCUUCUUCAUCCAAUCAUUCCUCCCUUAACCAGUACUCAGAUUUAUCAGAUACUUUAAUUCUUCACCGAGAGCAUCAAGGAGAUAUGAGGACCAACACUGAGCUUCAGGAGAAGAACGACAGCCAGAACUUCCAAUCAGAUGAGAGGCGGUGGGAUCACAGAGAUAUGAGGACCAACACUGAGCUUCAGGAGAAGAACAACAUACAGAACCUCCAAUCAGAAAAGAGACACUGGGAUCAUGGAGACUUGAGGACCAACACUGAGCUUCAGGAGAAGAACGACAGCCAGAACUUCCAAUCAGAUGAGAGGCGGUGGGAUCACAGAGAUAUGAGGACCAACACUGAGCUUCAGGAGAAGAACGACAGCCAGAACUUCCAAUCAGAUGAGAAGCGGUGGGAUCACAGAGAUAUGAGGACCAACACUGAGCUUCAGGAGAAGAACAACAUACAGAACCUCCAAUCAGAAAAGAGACAUUGGGAUCAUGGAGACUUGAGGACCAACACUGAGCUUCAGGAGAAGAACGACAGCCAGAACUUCCAAUCAGAUGAGAGGCGGUGGGAUCACAGAGAUAUGAGGACCAACACUGAGCUUCAGGAGAAGAACAACAUACAGAACCUCCAAUCAGAAAAGAGACAGUGGGAUCAUGGAGACUUGAGGACCAACGGUGAGCUUCAGGAGAAGAAUGACAGCCAGAACUUCCAAUCAGAUGAGAGGCGAUGGGAUCAUGGAGACUUGAGGACCAACACUGAGAAGAACAGCAACACUCAGAACCUCCAGUUAGAUCAGGGGGGGCUCUCGGCAUCACAGGGGUCGUCAGACUUUGACGUUCCCUGCACACCAGAGUCAAAGGUGCCGCGACCUGACGAACUGGCGCAGCUGUAUAGGAAGUUGGCUUCAGGAGAGGAUUUAAGGAUCGGAACAGAAAGUCGAGGUGCCACCUGACGGCACUGAACAUCGUUUAUGGUGAGCAACGUUUAAUUUGUAAUUAGUCACACCCCCUCGGGUCAGUAAUGGGAACAGUGUCCUCGUGACACAAACAGACGCCCUGAUGUACUUCCAGACUGAGUGUCAAGUCCACAUGUAUUUGGACAGUGACAGGUUUGUACUUUAGCUUCUGCAGUGAAGCAGUGAAGAUGGAUUCAAGGAGUUUAAAUUUUAAAAAAUUCACGUCGACAAAGAACCGCUCCGAGUGCAGAUGUGAUGAACGCACCUGUGUGUGUGUAUGUGUGUGUGUGUACUUUCUCUGUUGACAGUUUGUGGUUUGUUCUGUAAAAUGGGAUCAGCUGUUUCUCGUUGCUCGUUUCUCUUAUUUUCUUGUGCAUAUUUUAAAAUGAGGUCAUUAUUGAUUUAUAUUUUAGUUUUAUUCAAUUUGAACUCCCAGAUACAAAAGUCUAUAUUUUGGUUUGGAAUCUAAAUAUUCUGCAGUAGUUUAAGUUUUAUUGAAAUGUAAUAAAGUAUUAAAUUCAGAAACAGUUUCCUUUGUUGAUUUAAGAAAUUGUCCAAAAACUGCAAAUUUUUGCAAAUUGUCAGUUAUUUCACGAUGCACAUAUCCAGUGUAAUGACAAAUGGUAUCAAUAAAUUAUAAAGUUGAAGUAAAUGUAGUCACAUGUUGAGAAACUAUGUUUAUACAAUUUCACUUUGUUUUAUUCUGUUAAAUGUACAAAUAUAAUAAAGGUGGGACAAUUUAAAUGUUAAUUUUCAUGUUUUCAUUUCCAU